This is a messenger RNA of Aspergillus calidoustus, 3473 nucleotides long. The record is from the annotation of a GenBank genome assembly. Lineage: Eukaryota; Fungi; Ascomycota; Eurotiomycetes; Eurotiales; Aspergillaceae.
CCAGCGUUGGCGCAGUCGAUCGCAAUACAGACAAAAGAGGGCAUGACUGAUAAGAGAUAACCAGAAUUUCUCUUGGGGACCGGCAAAAUAUGAGUUCUCGAAACCCCCUGAAGCGAGUCUCGUGCAGUCGGUGUCAGACAAAGAAGAUUAAAUGCAACCGUGUCGCUCCGCGAUGCGACAAAUGUGAAGCGGCCGGCGCAGAGUGUCGAUAUCUGCCCCGGAAAACACGGCCCGUCAGACGAUUCGGCGCUGACGAUAAACAUGUCCUCACGAACAUCCUCAGGCGGCUGGACCGUUUAGAGGACCACUGCGCGCUGAAUCAGGAGGCCGCAGAGGAUUUGAUGUCGAUUUCAUCGCACUCAUCUGACAUUUUACUUCCGAACUCGACGAGCGUACUCCAGGAGCAUCUGAACGGGUUUCAAUCUCUCACAGCGCGAGAGAUGUGGGACUUGAUCAAGAACCCGGAAACUCGACCGCGCCAUCUGUCUGAUGCCUUCUCUCAUCUGAGAAAGCUUGAAACGUUGUUCUAUACAAACGAGCGCUGCAUCAACGCGAUAGAAUCAGUUAUUGACGAGAUAGAGAUACCAGACACUAGCCUGCCCCGCAUAAUCCCUACAAUCUCCAAGGAGAUGGCACGGGGUUGGGUACAGAGUACGUCGGCUACGCCCAUGCGCAUCAGUCAGGCUAACAGCGUACUAGAGUAUUUCGACCACUACCAGUUCCCCGGAUUUCGAGUACCUCUUGAAAAGAAAUUUCUAAUGUCCGUUCCGGACCUGCUAGAGAUACCACACGUCCAGCUAGAUUGCACCUCGCGAAUCAUUUACUACAACGUUCUUCUGCAUGGAAUUCUCCUGAGCGAGACCGGAUACGACGCGAAGAGUGAAAUCUCACAAUACCUCUGUCGUACGUCCAUGGCGCUCGCAGGGGACUGGGUUCGCGAGGUGAAAUAUACGGCGGCGGACUUGUCCGCAGCAUGUUUCCUGAUAGCCAUGGCACUCGAAGGCGGGGAUAUCGAACAAUCAUGGAAAAUGCUAGGCGAAGCGUGCAAGAUCGCCAGAGCCCUCGGCUACUUCCACGUUGACUCCACAUUACUCGAAGACGACCCCAGCGAGCCAGCGGAAGAGCGCAACCGGAAGCGCUUCGAAUUCUGGCAUCUCCUCCGCACAGACUGUCUUUUCAGGCUGUCGUUUGGUAAGCCGGCUCUAAUUCCCAGAGGCUCAUGGGAGGUCAAUUUUCCACAGCAUCCGAGUAUCACUGGGAUUGAAGAUGAGAAUUCUUCUACGCGGGUUAUCGAGAUACAUUUCCUGGCGACGAUGAGGCAGACGCUUGUUAUGUUGAAGUACCUCGAGUACAUGGAUACGGUAUUGAAUCCGGAUGAGGUUGAUGAGGCGUUCAUUAGUGGGCUUAUUGAGGAGGUCAAUUCGAUUCGAAGACUUUGGAAGCCGGAUGAGAUCCUUACCAUGACAACAAAUCACAUCGACUCAUGGUUCUCCGUCGACAUCCUGCUGGGCUGCUACAAGAUGUUCAUCAUCCUCGAUCAAGCACGCACCAAAGCAUACUGCCAGGCCAACUAUGGCGUCGGCCCGCUGUCGUCCGAGAUGGCCGUUCAGUCGCUCAAGACUGUACGGACAUUUAUGAGUUCGGCGUCCUAUGCACAUUGGGGCGUUAGUUUGGUUCUCCUCCAUCAAUUCGUUCCUCUUUUGACCGUGUGUACCGACGUGAUUAUGAAGGGAACCGAUCGCAUAUCUUUUGAUCCUGAGCUGCUGUCCUGGGUUAAGAAAUUUGUGGAGAGAACGGCGGAUGAGCGGGUUGAGCUGAGGCCAGUUAUGGCUAUGAUGAGAACAAUGAUACAAGCCUGUGAACGGUCACAGUGAAUUAAUCUAGUCCUACCUUCUACUCUAGGGCAAAUACCUUAUGCCUUUCUAGCGGCCGCUCCAGCUUUAUCCUCACCAGCCACGCCAACCAGAUUCCCAUACUUGAGCGUAUUCAUCGUAGCAGAAUACUGCGUUGCCUCGGAUGAUGCUGUCAGAAUCAUCGCCGUAUAGGAGUUUGUUGGACCACUUGGCUCAAAGUGACCUCGGAGAACCAUCGUCAGUGGAGAAGACCGGUAGGGAAUUCGCGGCUGCUUCAGCGCUCUCGCACGAAUCACUUCCUUUAGAGCAAGCAGGUCCGUAUUGAUUUGUCUCCCCUCUCGCUGUUCCUGUGGGGUUUGCUUGGCCCGUGGAGCCGAACCGGAGAUGGAUUUCUCGUGGUAGUACUCUGAGCCCGCGAGGUCGACAAAGACCAACUUCCCUCCCAGGCAAGGAUGCGAGGAUGAUUGCAUCAAUUCGUUGACAUGGGUCUCUGCAUCCUGCACAUACCCCUCAAGCUCAGCUUGCCUCGCCUCCGCCUCGUGGAUCCGCGCCUCAUCAAUAUGGUACGCUGGAUUCGGUACAUACUUCCCAUCCUCCGUCCGGACGAACGCCUUCAUAUUCUCCUCCAGAUAAACGUCUGUCGCACGCUUCGCAACAGGAACUAGUUCAGACUGUCUCUCAAUAACCGCAUCUCUCGCGUCGAGUAAAGCCCUCGUAACAAGUUCAAUCUCGAGCACAGCAUGUGUCCGAGAACUCUGGUCGUGGACCGUCGAGGUCCGCGUCGCUCGAAGCUCUCGUCCAGCCAGUAGCUCCCUCCGCACGUCAUCGAACGUCCAACAUGCCUUGGUUACAAUGGGUCGAACGCGCACGCGCCCGUCGGACAUGACCUCGGUCUCCCCGCGGAUGUGGGUCUGGCCAUCAUACCCCUCGCGGAUAUGGCACUUGCAGUGGCUAUUCAGGAGAUCGAAUGCGCUGUUUCCGCGGAGCUCGUACAUGCGUAGACCGAUGCCCAGCUCAUCCUCGCUUCCGUUCUCCACGGCCUCAUUGAGUCGCGCGGCCUCAGCGCUAAGAUCCCUCGCCGCCGCAAGGCAAAGCCCGAAUUCAUCCGCGGUUUCAAAGUCGUACCCGAUGAUCGUGUGCGAUUUUCCGCUGCCGGAGUGUCCGUAUGCGAGGAGGUUGCAUGUUUCUCCGUUCAAGACGCGGGGCAGGAUUGGUGAGACGACUUUGGCGAAGACGGUUUUGUUGGUAUCGUGGCCUUCGAAGACGUGCGUGAAGACGGGGUUGCUUUUCCAGGGGCGGCAAUGAGUGAUUUUUGUGAUAAGAGGCGGUGUUAAGGAUGUUGAUACGAGGGCGUUGGGGUAUCUUGUAUGGACUCGGUCGAUUUCUUGUGUUGGUGCCUGGGAUUCUGUGCUUGGGAGCGGGCGCCAUCUAGUGAAGACGUCAAAGGGGCGCAUUUUCAAUGAUGCGCGAGGCAAGAGAUUCCAAAUCGGAAGCUGGAGCAGGGUCGUAGUCUGGAAGAAAUGCAAAUGUCUAACCACCAGAAGAAGUGCUUUCAAUGGGUUUAUAACCCCUCGUCUGCAUAGCAAGAGUUUCUCUGCCGGACUUUCGGGGAUCGCAAAC